This is a messenger RNA of Dipodomys spectabilis (banner-tailed kangaroo rat), 693 nucleotides long. RefSeq names its product basic proline-rich protein-like. NCBI's taxonomy places the organism in Eukaryota, Metazoa, Chordata, Mammalia, Rodentia, Heteromyidae. The transcript has a single exon. The record is from RefSeq and is a predicted model, not a curated record. Bases 1 to 693 code for a protein of 230 amino acids.
AUGGACCGCCAAACUGCGAGUGGAGUUGGGGCCGCGAGACCAAGUUGGGAGACCGAGGGGCUCCGCGAACACCGCGGCCCGUCCGGCCUGGCCCGGCCCCGGUCCUGCCCUACCCUGCCCGGCCCGACCGGGCCGGCGGCCACGCUCGCUACCGGGACGCACCCGGACGCGCGCUCCCGUUCGCCGCAGCCGCCCGGGCCGGGGCCGCCGCCGCCGCCGCCGCCGCCGGGAGCCCCCGCCCCGGGGCGGGGCGCGCGGGCCCGGGGGAAGGGGAGGGGACAUGGCGCGUUACCUGGGCUCGGGCGCCGCUCUCCUGCCGCGGCUCGUCGCUCCCGGGGAGCCGCCUGGGGCGCCCGCCCGCUCGCUCCUCGGCCCCCGCCCCGGCCGUCCGGGCCGGGCACGGCAGCCCCUCCUCGGCGCCGCGGCUCGCGCGGGCCGGGCCGCCUCGAGCUCCCGGGCGGCCCCGCGACGGGAGGGGUGGGGGAGGGCCUCUCCCGCGGGACGCCCGCUAGCCCUCACCCGCGCUCCCGCCCCCCCCGGACGGCCGCAGGGCCGAGAACGGAGCGGAAAGGACCUCCGGAGCCGAGCCAGUGGCGGCGAACGCGGGCUCCGCCACCCGAGCCGCUCCGUUACCGCAGCGGCGACGACGACCAGGGCCGUGUUGUUGCUGCCAACUUGUCGGGAGGACACUGA